CACAGAUACAAACGGUGUAUACUAUCCUUAUCAGUUAACUAGUUGAGCUGUCAUAACAAACAACAUUUGUUUUUGCAUCAAUACAACAUUUCAACGAUAACAUGGCCAAGAACGGUGCAAUUCUCUAUGGUUUCUGGCAGUCUUCGUGCUCAUGGAGGGUAAGGGCAGCCCUACGUUUUAAGAACAUCCCUUACGAAGAGCGAGGAGUGGACAUAGUGAAGACAAAGCAACAGGGUACCGAGCAGUACCGCGCCAUCAACCCUGCACAGAAAGUACCAGCUUUGGUCAUAGAUAAUGAGACCUUGGUGGAGUCUAUGGCCAUCGUGCAGUACCUGGAGGAAUCUCGACCGCAGCCGUCCCUGAUGCCCGGCACUUUGAUGGAGAGAGUACAAAUGAGACAGAUCUGUGAGACCAUAGUAUCGGGCAUUCAGCCGCUUCAGAACAUUGGUAUCAAACGAUCCUUUAGCACUUUGGAAGAAUACCUGAAGUUUAGCAAGUACUGGACGGAGCGGGGCUUGCUAACCCUUGAGGAGUUGCUUCGGAAGUCAGCGGGGAAGUGCUGUGUCGGAGACCAGAUCACCAUAGCUGACCUGUGUCUGGUGCCGCAGACGUAUAAUGCUGUAUCGAGAUUUACACCAGACCUCAGCAAGUACCCAACUGUCUCAAAAGUAUACAAAGCAUUAUUAAAUGAAAAAGUUUUUCAAGAAACUCACCCUGAAUACGUGAAAACAAAAUUAUAAAGUGUCUCAAUGUGAAUAAAUAUACGUAUGUUUGACUUAUAUGUAUAAAACGACUAUUAUUGUAAAUAAAGAAAUUGUACUCUACCAUAAGCUAAAUAAAAGGAUUUCGAAAAAAAAC
This is a messenger RNA of Trichoplusia ni (cabbage looper), 858 nucleotides long. It is a transcript of the gene GSTz2, whose product is annotated as probable maleylacetoacetate isomerase 1. Gene Ontology annotation, biological process: L-phenylalanine catabolic process; glutathione metabolic process. Gene Ontology annotation, cellular component: cytoplasm. NCBI's taxonomy places the organism in Eukaryota, Metazoa, Arthropoda, Insecta, Lepidoptera, Noctuidae. Bases 102 to 740 code for a protein of 212 amino acids. The transcript is spliced from 5 exons. The record is from RefSeq and is a predicted model, not a curated record. Gene Ontology annotation, molecular function: maleylacetoacetate isomerase activity; glutathione transferase activity.